Messenger RNA from Aspergillus heteromorphus CBS 117.55, 1692 nucleotides. RefSeq lists its product as uncharacterized. NCBI's taxonomy places the organism in Eukaryota, Fungi, Ascomycota, Eurotiomycetes, Eurotiales, Aspergillaceae. The record is from RefSeq and is a predicted model, not a curated record. The transcript is spliced from 3 exons. The coding region runs from base 1 to 1692 and encodes 563 amino acids.
AUGUUUGGUUGGUGCAAUGUGUUAGGCCUUCCCUCAGUGAGCUCCGAGCCUGAGAAGGAACGACCUCCCCCUCCUCCCCCCACCCCCCUAGAUUUCCCCGUCUAUCACCUGCCCGACAUCUCGGAUAAGAACCCAGAAGAAUCCCUGACGCAGCUCAACGAAGUUCUGGGCUCCAUCAAACGCCCCUCCGAUAUCAACCCUCAGAAAUUUGAGGCGCUGAACCUGAAGCUGGAAGAGAAUGUGCCGGCCGCGCGGAUCGUUCGCCAGAACGGGCCAAACACAGCCCCAUCGCUGCCAUGGGAGAACAUGUCUGCCCGGUCGUCCCCGGUGGAUGAAGACGGCUGUCCGAUUCUGAUGGACAAUGGCAAUCCAUAUCCGUCUCGGGACCGAUUCGAGGUGCUGCAGAACGAACUCCUGCUGGACAACGAUGAUGCGUUCCGCGAGGUUGGCAGGCUGGCUCCCCGUGAAGGCCGCGAAAGGGUCCGUGUCACCCAAACAAGGAAGUUCUGGACUGGGCUGGAGCGGAUGGCCCAGUACUGGGACACCAGCUUGGACAACUACUAUGAGCGCCCCAAAAACCCCCCGCGACAUGCACCGGUCCACGAGAGCGAGGACAGGAUGCAGACGGAUGAAGAAGACCAGCCGGAGACAUCCAUGGAUGUAGACCAAUCGCCGCCAGGACAGAGCUCUGCCGAGAGCCCCAACUCGCAUUCGGAGGAGCAUGAGGAAAUGGUCCGGAUGUACAAAGGUCGCCGCCUGGGGACCGGGAAUGAAAUGCCGGAUGAGGUGCGCGACGAGACCGUCCGGGCUCUGACCGAAAUGGCGGCAUGGCCCUUUGGCUGCCAGGCGGCGCUGCCUAUCUCCCCGCCUCGGUUGGCCGUCAAGAACUUGCUCUUUCCUGUCCGACACACCUUCCAGGCCGCACGCUCCCCCAAGGACCGCCAGCUAGCACGAAGCGGUGUCAUCGAGGGCCCUGUCUUCGCGGCUCAGUGCCGUCCCGAGACCACCUUCCGGGGACCACAGAAUUCCCCGGGCUCUGGCCUGGGGGACGUGUGUGACCUGCUCCGCGAGGUGGGUGCCAUGCUUCUGACAGCCCAGGAACGGGGAAGACAGGGACUCACCGAGGUGCGGCCGGGCGAAGGCAAGUGGUGGACAACGGUGCCUCGGUGGGGUGGCGCUCCCAAUGAUACGGUGGGCGAUGAUCACAAGGACAGCAGCGAGGAGGACAAGCCGGCCUCGGAGUUUGGUAACGCCCGCAAACGCUCCAAGUACGAGCAUCCAUUCCUGGCAACUCGUCGACCAAGCGCCGGGCGGAAAUUGAGUAACAGCGAGAAGUGGAAGCUUGUGCAGCCCGGGCCUAGUCUCUGGGAUAGGCGGAUGAGGUAUAUCCAAAUUGGCAAACCGUUUGACAGUCCGUUUGACGACAUCUACAUGGUAUCCUCCAUCAACCAUCACCUGGCCAUCCUCCACUUGCGCGUGCACCGACGCUAUCUGGAGACCAUCACCAAGGGAUCAAGCACCUUCCCCCCCGUCACCGACAGCCUGGACCAGCCGUGGUAUGUCCUACAGCUUCGGCGCACCAAGUGGUACGACCUCUUCGACGCGCAAGAUCGAGUCGAGGUGUUCAAGGGCAUCUGGGGCAUCCUUCAUUAUCUUCUGCGGCAGCAGCAGGUGACUGCGCUUUUAAACUGA